Diplodia corticola is the source of this 636-nucleotide messenger RNA. RefSeq names its product myb dna-binding domain protein. The record is from RefSeq and is a predicted model, not a curated record. The transcript has 2 exons. Bases 1 to 636 code for a protein of 211 amino acids. Lineage: Eukaryota; Fungi; Ascomycota; Dothideomycetes; Botryosphaeriales; Botryosphaeriaceae.
AUGGCAGCUGCCCCAGACUCUUUCUCCGCACCCGAUUCCAUCUACGCCCAGGUCGACAACUACCCGUGGGACACGGAUGCGGAGUUUCAAAGCGGUCUCGGAGCUAUCCUAGGCUCCACUGCAUCUUCAGAACAAGCAGUGGAGCUGGCUCUCCGCGCACGCUGCUUCUACUAUUCCCGCAAAUUCAACACCGCCGUCGACUUCGACGCCUACAAAGCCUACCGCGCGAACGUGCCCUCCCCCUCCGCCGUCCCCACCACCGCCCCCAACGGCCUCAACCCCGUCGACCUCCUCCCCGCCACGCCCUCUCCCUCCCAAACCCCUCCCCCGCCUCCCCCGCACGGCGGCGGCGCGACAUCCUCUUCCGCCUCCGCCUCCGCCCCGCCGACAUCCGCACCGGCCACCACCACCACCUCCGCCGCAGAGGGCCAGCAACAAGAAGCGCCGUACCCGACGUCGUUCGCGCACAUCGUCGAGCUGAUCACGACGGGCCAGCCCAUCCCGGGCAUCAAGGAGAUUCCGGACACGGUGCUCGAGGGCCAGGGCACGGCGCCCGCGGCGUCGAAGCGGAAGAAGCCGUGGGAGAAGGACGUCGGCGUCGCGGCGGGGCCGGCGGCGGCGGCGGCAUCGCAGUGA